Messenger RNA from Elaeis guineensis (African oil palm), 1702 nucleotides. RefSeq names its product magnesium transporter MRS2-I. The record is from RefSeq and is a predicted model, not a curated record. Gene Ontology annotation, biological process: magnesium ion transport; transmembrane transport. Gene Ontology annotation, molecular function: magnesium ion transmembrane transporter activity. NCBI's taxonomy places the organism in Eukaryota, Viridiplantae, Streptophyta, Magnoliopsida, Arecales, Arecaceae. Gene Ontology annotation, cellular component: membrane.
CCGUGAGCGUCCACACUCCUUUCCUUCUACGGCGCGUGGACUCCUUCCCCCUCCCAUUUCCUCCACGCGAAGAUUUUGGUUAAAUAUCUUCUCCGGUCAAGGUGUUUUUUGAUAGAAUCUAGAGUUCUUGGACGGAGAUGUGAUGGCGCGGGAGGGGUGGGCCGCGGCGUCGGAGGCCCACGGCGUGGCAUCGGCGUCGGCGGCGGCGGCGUCGUCGUCGUCGGCGAGGAGCUGGAUCCUGUUGGACUUCACCGGGGAGGAGAAGGUCCUGGACGUGGACAAGUAUGCCAUCAUGCAGCGGGUCCAGAUCCACGCCCGCGAUCUCAGGAUCAUCGAUCCCCUGCUCUCCUAUCCCUCCUCAAUCUUGGCACGGGAGAGGGCCAUCGUUCUCAAUCUCGAGCACAUUAAAGCGAUAAUCACGGUAGAAGAGGUGUUGAUUAGAGAUCCUUACAAUGAGAAUGUCAUUCCGCUAGUGGAGGAGCUUCGCAGGCGUCUAGCCGCUGCCAAUGUAGUUCAGCGAGCACAAGGCAAAGGGAGCGGACAGAAUAUGAUUGAAGCUGCCGAAGAAGAUGGUGAAUCUCCAUUUGAGUUUCGAGCCCUUGAAGUUGCUUUAGAAGCAAUUUGUAGCUUUCUUGAUGCUCGUACGACAGAUCUGGAAACUGCUGCAUACCCUGCAUUAGAUGAGCUAACCUCCAAGAUUAGCUGCCGUAACUUGGACAGGGUGCGCAAGCUUAAGAGUGCAAUGACAAGGUUGACUGCUCGCACUCAAAAGGUAAGGGAUGAACUUGAACAAUUACUGGAUGAUGACAAUGACAUGGCCGAUCUAUACUUGUCAAGAAAGAUGGCUGGAGCAUCCUCUCCUAACAGCAACCCUGCUGUGCCUAACUGCUUACCUGCCUCGCAAACAACAGGUUCAAAAAUGCUUAGAUCAAGCAGAGCUAGUUCAGUAACAUUUCAUGGAAAUGAGAAUGAUGUCGAGGAACUUGAGAUGUUACUUGAGGCUUACUUUAGGCAAAUUGACAGCACCUUUAACCACUUGACCACGCUGCGGGAAUAUGUCGAUGACACUGAGGACUAUAUCAAUUUUCAGCUUGACAAUCACAGAAAUCAGUUAAUUCAGUUAGAGCUUUUCUUGAAUGGUGCUACUGUUGCCCUCACCUUUUACUCUCUAGUUGCUGGGAUUUUUGGCAUGAAUAUCCCAUAUUCAUGGAACGAUAACCAUGGAUACAUCUUCAAAUGGGUGGUUGGUAUAUCAGGACUUGUGUCUGGAUUGCUAUUCAUUUUUGUUGUUUUUUAUGCUCGCUACAGAGGACUUAUUGGGUCUUGAUUUCCAGAGAAUCUAUGAGAUGUCAAAUAUUCCUAAUAAUUUGCUGCACCACAUUAGAGGCAAGAUAAAAGUGUUGACCAGAGGAGCUUGGCGGUUGGUUUGCAACAAAAUUCCACUAUUGUAUUGGUUCAUUUUUGCUCUAUCAUUUCAUAAGUAUCUCUGGCGUCAUAUUUAAUUUUAGGCUUUAGGUUGAAGCAACUAUCAUCUUCUUUCUUGCUUUCCCUUUUUUUUGGGAGAGAAAAAACAGUAUGAUUUUUUUUUUAUAAAAAAAAAAAAUUGGUGUUUCUUCUAGAACCAAGUUAGUUAAGUCAGAAGUUCUAGAAAGAGUUCGUUACUUUGUUUCGUUUCUCUAAUACAUAUAUUUUUUUGAUCGGU